Corythoichthys intestinalis (scribbled pipefish) is the source of this 9073-nucleotide messenger RNA. Its product is annotated as microtubule-associated serine/threonine-protein kinase 3-like. The record is from RefSeq and is a predicted model, not a curated record. Bases 371 to 4804 code for a protein of 1477 amino acids. Gene Ontology annotation, biological process: peptidyl-serine phosphorylation; intracellular signal transduction. Gene Ontology annotation, molecular function: protein binding; protein serine/threonine kinase activity; ATP binding. The transcript has 28 exons. Lineage: Eukaryota; Metazoa; Chordata; Actinopteri; Syngnathiformes; Syngnathidae.
UUCUGACUGACACCAACCGCCCAAAUUGAUUCAUCCGCCAAUAGACUAUGUGAAGCUCCCGCCUCCCCUCUGUUGCCCUCCCACCAGUCACAUGGAGGUGAACGGUGACCCGCUCUCGCUCUCUUCGGCUGCUUUGGGUGCUAGUCACUCUUGGACCGUGCUCCCUCAACACACGGCGAGAGAAAAUACAACUGAGCUUUAACUACAUUUCAGGUGGAAACUGGCUGCCAAACGACGCGUUGUUGUCGAAGUGGCUAUAUUUAGACUGACGGAGCAUGUAGCGAUGAGUGUUCGGAACUUGACGCCGACAGAGAGCGCGAGUCGUGCCGCACUGUGCUGAGAGAGGAGCCGCCUCUUUACCCUGCCAAACAUGAAGUCCAGACGAGAUAAACUCAAGAUCCCUUCUUUGACUUUGGAUUUGUCACCCACUUGUCAAAGCCCCACACUCCUGAGUCCGUGCAGCCCAUGCAGCCCUUGCAGCCCCUUGCAAACACUUCAUCCCUGGAGCUGUCGCAGCAAUAACAGGAAGAGCCUCUGUGUCGGAACACCAUCACCCACUUUGUCCAGACCUCUCUCCCCUCUCUCUGUCCAUACAGCCGCAAGCAGCCCACUGGACAGCCCUCGAAAUGUGUCGACUGGUGCCUGCCUCAACUUUCCGUUUGCCCGAAGUCACUUGGCUCGUGCGGACAGAGCUGAGGGUCGUAGAUGGUCUCUGGCAUCCCUCCCUUCGUCAGGCUAUGGAACCAACCCGCCAAGCUCAACCGUUUCAUCUUCAUCAUCGUCCCAGGAGCGGCUUCAUCAACUUCCCUACCAGCCAACCCAAGAUGAGCUGCAUUUCCUUUUCAAACACUUCCGCAGCACAGACAGUAUAACCGACGAGGAUGGCCGGCCCACGACUGUCAUGCGUCCUCGCUCCCGGAGCCUGAGCCCUGGGCGAUCAAACGUCUCCUUUGACAAUGAGAUAGUCAUGAUGAACCAUGUUUACAGAGAACGAUUUCCAAAGGCAACAGCCCAGAUGGAGGAGAGAUUGUUGGAGAUUGUUACCCUCUGUUCUCCAGACAGCUCCCUCCCGCUGGCUGACGGGGUGUUGGGUUUCAUUCAGCAUCAAUUGGUCGAGUUGGUUCGUGACUGUCUGGAGAAGUCCCAGAAAGGUCUGGUUACAUCUCGCUACUUUGCUGAACUGCAGGAGAAGUUGGAAAAGCUGCUUCAUGAGGCCUACGAGCGUUCUGAAAGCGAGGAGGUGACAGUCAUCAUUCAGCUGGUGAGGAAAAUCCUGAUCAUCAUAUCUCGCCCGGCUCGCCUCCUCGAGUGUCUGGAGUUUGAUCCAGAAGAGUUCUACCAUUUGCUUGAGGCAGCAGAAGGUCAUGCUAAAGUCGGCCAGGGAAUCAAGUCGGACAUCCCUCGAUACAUCAUCAGUCAGUUGGGUUUGACGCGAGACCCUAUAGAGGACAUGGUGCAGCUUCAACAGUACGAUUGCAGUCCUUCUGUUUCUAUCGAGCAAGAUGUGGAGAAUAAAACCCAACAGGUGGUGACCCCAACACGGCGAAAACCACUUGAGAGUGAUUUUGAGACCAUUAAGCUCAUCAGUAAUGGAGCUUAUGGGGCUGUGUAUUUGGUCCGACACAAAGAGACUCGCCAGCGGUUUGCCAUGAAAAAGAUUAAUCGGCAAAACCUUGUUUUGAGGAAUCAAAUUCAACAGGCAUUUGUGGAGAGAGACAUCUUGACUUUUGCUGAGAAUCCCUUUGUUGUGUCCAUGUUCUGUUCUUUUGAAACGAGACGCCACCUCUGCAUGGUCAUGGAGUAUGUGGAAGGUGGUGAUUGUGCCAAUUUGCUGAAGAAUAUGGGUCCACUACCUGUAGAAAUGACAAGGAUGUAUUUUGCCGAAACCGUCCUGGCCCUGGAGUACCUUCACAAUUACGGCAUAGUGCACCGAGACCUCAAACCUGACAAUUUGCUGAUUACAUCGAUGGGCCACAUUAAACUAACAGACUUUGGGCUGUCAAAAAUUGGUCUGAUGAACAUGACCACCAACCUUUAUGAGGGUCACAUGGAGAAAGAUACAAGAGAGUUCGUUGAUAAACAGGUGUGUGGCACUCCAGAGUAUAUUGCCCCAGAGGUGAUUCUCAGACAGGGAUACGGGAAGCCAGUAGACUGGUGGGCAAUGGGAAUCAUCCUCUAUGAGUUCCUGGUCGGCUGUGUUCCAUUUUUUGGCGAUACUCCAGAGGAACUUUUUGGCCAAGUUGUCAGUGAUGAUAUAAUUUGGCCUGAAGGAGACGAUGCUUUACCAAUGGAUGCUCAGGACAUGAUUACCCAUCUCCUAAGGCAAAGUCCCCUAGAAAGACUGGGAACUGGUGGGGCCUCAGAGGUCAAACAGCACGCCUUCUUCGUGGGCUUGGACUGGAAUGGACUGUUACGACAAAAAGCUGAAUUCAUUCCUCAGCUUGAUGCAGAAGAUGAUACAAGCUAUUUUGACACACGAUCCGAGCGCUAUCAUCAUUUGGCAUCUGAUGAGGAUGAGGAAACCAAUGAUGAAGAGUCUUCCCUGGAAAUCAGGCAGUUUUCCUCCUGGUCACAUCGUUUCAGCAAGGUUUACAGCAGCACAGAACAUUUGGCUACACCGUCCAAUUUGAGCUUCUCAUCUGACCGUAGUCACAGUGAGGAAAAAGAGGACCGUGUAGAUGUUGGAGGGCUUAGUCCCUCUACAGGCACAACAGAGGGUGUCCUGGAGCCGAGACUUCCUGGGCGCAUGGCCAGCCUUUGCCCUCGGGCCUCACCCAACUCCUCCCAGUCUGAGAGGAGCACCAGUCCUCUGGUGAUGAGUAGCACGCACAGCCUGGAGAUGACGCCCCGUUUUGCUGUGUCCACAGAUGAUGAGGCUGAAGUAGUUGUUUCCAAACUUCGGAGGAUCAGAAUCCGUAGCAACAGCACGGGGGCCAAACACUCGUCUCCCAAAGAGCCGGCGGGCCCACGACGAUUCGGUAACCAACUGGAGACACCGGACAGACAGAGGCUUCCCUGUGGAGGCAAAGUUCCCAAGUCUGCCUCUGUCUCGGCGCUGUCUCUCAUCAUAACCUCGGAUGACUCCCCCAGCGGCCUCCAGCCCAGUCCCAUCUCCCCACGGUCACUGUCCUCCAACCCUUCCUCUCGUGACUCCUCCCCCAGUCGGGAUCUGUCUUUCAGCCCGGGUAGCUUGAAGCCACCCAUUAUCGUUCACACUUCAGGCAAGAAGUAUGGAUUCACAGUGCAGGCCAUCCGCGUCUACAUGGGUGACAGCGACGUCUACACGGUGCAUCAUAUGGUGUCGAGCGUGGAUGAGGGCAGUCCAGCCUACCAGGCAGGCCUACGUACUGGGGACCUCAUCACUCACGUGAAUGGAGAAUCCGUCCAGGGCCUGGUUCACCCGGAGAUGAUUGAGCUAUUGUUGAAGAGUGGUAGUAAGGUGGCACUCCAAACCAUAGCCCUUGAGAACACAUCCAUCAAAGUUGGUCCAUCUCGAAAGACCAAACACAAAGGAAAGAUGGCUCGUCGCAGCAAAAGGAGCAGGAGGAGAGAUAACUAUGAUAGGAGACGCAGCAUCUUGAAGAAGUUAUCCAAGCAGAGCACAGUCAUGCACAGCAGUCGCAGCUUCUCCUCAGGUCUCCACCACUCUGUUUCAUCCAGUGAGAGUCUUCCAGGUUCCCCAACUCAUAGUCUCUCUCCGGGCCCAUCUACACCCUGCCGAAGCCCUGCUCCUGAUCAUCAGGCCUUUGAUAACUCUCCUCAGAGCACGUCUCCUUGCUCUAGUUCUCCCAGUUCCCCUGCCGCACACAUCCGACCCAGUUCUCUCCACGGUUUGGGUUCCAAGCUCAGCACACAGCGUUACACCAAGGUCGGCCGCCGGAAGUCAACCAGCAACAUCCCGCCUUCACCUCUCGCCUGCUCCUCCUCCUCUGCACAACCGCUUUCUCCUCAGCGCUCCCCCUCACCGCUGCCGGGCUUUGCCAAAACGCUUCACCCCUUCCACGGCAAAACCUUGUCACCACCGACCAUUGUGAGACACAUUGUGCGCCCCCGCAGUGCAGAACCGCCUCGAUCUCCCCUCCUCAAGAGGGUUCAAUCGGCCGAGAAGCUAUCCGGAAUCUACCACAUUGAUAAGAAGUCAUACACCCCCCGCAGGCACACCUUGGAAGUGCCCUUUUACGGUGAAGGGGAGCUACUCGUUGACUCGGAAGCAGACGGUGGCUUAGCGGGCGCCCACCUGGGGGUCGACCACUCCAGACUUUGCAGCUACCUGGGCGGCCAGAGGAUGUGGGACUCCGGGCUGGAGCGAUCAGAGCAGCUGGUGGUGAUGCGAAAGCUUAACCUCUCGGAGCGCCGUGACUCCUUUAAAAAGCAGGAGGCGGUGCAGGAGGUCAGCUUUGACGAGCCCGAGGAGAAGACUAGCUCUACGGCCGUUCAACAAACGCAAACCCAGAAACAGCCACAGCACAGGACCGCUUGCCUGUCGGAGGCUCGUUCGCAAAACAGCGAGGAGGUGGAGCUACAGGUACCCACCGUUCGGAGGUUUACACUAGUGCCCCAGAUCGCAGUGCAGGGCUCGACGGAGAGCGAAGAACAGGACGAGUGGGAGCCAUGUUCAGACGGGGAGGACGCCCAACAGGAGCUCACUGUCACGUCCACUCAGCCGCAGCAAGAAGUUGAUGUCCUUCACAUUCAGGGCCACAGUCAGAAAGAAGACUCAUCCAGUUCCACUCAUUUUGAAUCAUGUGCUGACAAGGUCCAGUGCACACAGGAGACGCCACAAAUAGCAAACAUCUCAAAGUGAGGGAGCUGAAAUAGUGGCAGAUUUUACUUGAAUUUUGUACUGUACAUAUUUGUUUUUUGUGGACCUUCUGGUCAUAUUUAUUUCUGUUGUUAAGAAUGAUGCGUUACAAGCGGAAGGGAGGGAAGUUUUCAAUGGUUGAACAGCCAAGGCUCAAUAUUUUGUAUCCAUGAAAUGUGCUUUUUGCCGAUACGACUGGAUGUUUUUUAUUUGUUUUAUUUUUAUAUGUCUAUAUUUUUAAAUAGAUGUGGUACCCCGUAGUUUGAUAACGCUGGGAGUUGUUAUUGGACCAAAAUGUACUAGAAGUCGUUUUAGAAUGUUACAAUGUAUAUUCUUUUAUAAAUAUAUACAAAGCUUUUUUUGACCUUCAACUUCCAUUAGUAACACUUAUCCAAACAUUGCAGAGUUUGAUCCACAAUGUGAAUAGCUUUUGGGUAUAGAGUACUAAAAUAAGCCCUGCGGCACAAACCAGUCGCUUUUGCUGCUUUGCUUUGACUCCCAAAGCUAAACACAACCACCACACCAGGGCCUCACUAGACUGCACAAAAUGAAUUGUAAAACUGCAUAAAAUAUUCAACCUUUUUUUUUUUCUCUCUAAACAUGUCUAAAACUAUAGGAGGAUUUUCUGCUAAAACAGGGCUAAAGAAAUCUGUUUUGAUCCACUAGCAGAAAUUACUGGGCAAAUACUGACCACAUGUGAUUGGCUGGCGACAAGUUCAGUGCGUAACCCUCCUCCUGAGCAUAGUGAGCUGGGAUAAGUUCCAGCACCCACAUGACCCUCGUGUGGAUAAGUGGUACGGAAGACGAAUGAUUAUUGACCAUGUUCUCUGCAAUGCAAUGGUCAUUUUUUUUUUCUAAAUAAAAGUACAAGGAAAAAGUGAUCUAAGCCAUAUCUUUUAAUGAAAUCAUUGCUGUUUGCUUUCCAAACAGGUAAGAUGUCCUGAUGUAUAAAUGUGUUCAAUGCAAAACGUUGUAUGUUUGACACAAACAACCUUCAACAGCCAAAUUGAAUUCCAUGUCUUCUUUGCAACCAUUAAAUAUUUGGGUCUUUUGUUCGCUGAAAACUGGUUGUUUUCCCUCUUAUGCUAAACAACAUAUGCUGAAAGUGUUACUUUUGUAUGUUUGAUCACAAGCACGCAUGAGCCACCCUUCCUGUUCCUACUUCUUUAACAGUGUAUUAAAGUUUACAUAGCAAGUUGGAAGUGCACUAAUGUAUUCAGAUAUUCAUUUUGUACUUUCAACCGAACAUGGAAGGGAAAUGGAAAUGUUGAAUUUGUUCUUGUAUUUUUAUGUUUAAAUACAUAUUUUCAUAAGGGUUGAAACAUGUUAAAGGAUGUGAGACGCACAAUAAUGACGAGUUGCACAAUCUGUUGUGAUGGAUGUUGCCUGUAAAGGGGCUCUAAUGUAACCUGUUGGUACCCAGCAUUUCAUAAUCUGUUGUGAACUUUACCCUCUGCCUCCAAGUACAUUGGUGUACUGUAGUCUAAAUGGAUUUCUGUAAAUAUUCAUCUUUUUGAGCAUACUCCACAGGACAGAUGACGCGCCAGCUUUUGGGAAAAGUUUGUUUUGUUGUAACUUUUUAAAUAUUUGCUUCCACAAACUCUUUCACUUCUACGCAAACCUUAAUUUGUGUGAGUGUGAUGGAAUUGUUUACAAAUCCGAUAUGUACUGUACAGAUCUUUACUCUGUGAUGGAACUACCCUUUUUCAUACCUUAAAUGAAAGUUACAAUAGAUGUUUUGUAAUUUUUUCCCCCCGUUUCGUUAAUCCAAACUCGACUAGAUCACUUGUGCUCUGUUUACAGCCACUUAGAGAAAGGGGUCAGUGUCAUAUUUUUCUGACGACUCAAGAUGGUUUCAGGACUAACAAGAGUCCACGGUUUUAAAGUUAUGGGAACUAGAAAAUGCAUCACUUUUGACAAAGGGCCCACAUAACUAGAGAUGGACCGAUAUGGGCUUUUCAGGACCGAUACCGAUUAUUAGUAGUUAGAGGGACUGAUAACUGAUUUUUGGAGCUGAUAUUCAUUUGCAGUAAAAGUACAAAGAUUGGCGUAUAACUUUUGAAUAAUGCAAACACUGAACGUCAUUGAAAUGCCUAAAGCAUGUUUAUUGAAUCACACAAUUAGAAAAUAAUAGCUCCAGAAAUGCCUAAAUUUCUUAGAAACAUCUCUGAAUAAAAGGUCAAAUAAAUGGCUUUCUGAAGUUUUUCCACAGAGAAGAAAUCCCUAAUGACCUUGUCUAAGUAUCCUUGAGCAAGGUAUUAAACCCCAUGUUGCCCCUGGUGCUGCAUUACAAGUAGGUAGAUGAGGAUAUAGUGUGAAGCCCUUUUUGGGCCUUAAAAAGGUGGAAAGGCGCAAUACAAAUUCAAUUUAAAUAGAUUUUUUUUUUUUUUUUUUACAUAUCGGCCGGCAGCGGGGGAUAGAGUAGCCAAAAUUUUUACUCAACAUUAGCGUUACUUCAAAAUAAUAUUACAAAAGUAAAAGUAGCCAUCCCAAAAAAUGUUCUCAAGUGCAAGUGAAAAAGUAUUUGGUGAAAAGAAUAUCAAGUAAUGAGUAAAAUCGUGAGAAACUGCUUCUAUUUUUGUUGCAAUUUUUUUUUUUUUUUAACAAUGGUAUUUUUUUUCUGAGCACAAAGUUACCUAUAUGGACUGUUGUUAUAAUGAUACUGUAUAUAACCCAUUACAUAACCACAUUUGAGUAGUGAAGAGUUCGUAAUUACUAUUUUGAAAUUAAAAGGAUCAUACCUCCGGUUUGCCGUGGUCAGUCGGUGUCAAAUAAAAACUGGGAAGACAGGUUAAAAUCUGUGCUUUCAAGUCAUGUUGAGGGCAGCGCUCUAUUUCAAAUAGUUUUUUUUUACGGUGCUUUCAAGACACCCCAUGAUUGAACAGGCUGGCAUGAAGGUAAACUGCAAGCUUGCAUCUGAUUGGUAUAAUGGAGUCGUGAUUAUUGUUGCGAUGUCUCAUUGGUGAAAUUGGUAGAGCUACCAUGGUAGGUAAUACACCAGGCACGUCUCUACUCUUGGCAUCGCUGGCAAAAAGAAUAAAUCUAAUAUGUAGAAUAAACAGGAAAAAUGUAACGACUCGUGUAGCUCAAAGUAGCGGAGUAAGAGUAGCGUUUUUUUUUUUACACAAAUCUACUCAAGUAAUAAGUAAAAAGUAUAGCUUAGUAAAACUACUCUUAGAAGUACAUUUUUCUCAAUAAGUUACUCAAGUAAAUGUAACGGAGUACAUGUAAUGCGUUACUACCCACCUCUGUCGGCCGGCCGGUCGGAUACAAAAAAGGCCGAUACGGAUAUACGUCAAAUUUUCAAAUAUCAGCGCCGAUAAUCGGUCUUUCUCUACACAUAACUACUGAUCAAAUUUAAGAAGACGAAAGCAAUACAUUUUUUAGAUUUGAAAUCAAAUUUGAGCAAGAAUAAGGAUAUAAAAUGUUAACAAUAUAAAUGCUGAAGCUACAAUUAUCAUCACUGUGGACUAUCAGCACUGGGUUGCAUACGCACUAAGGUCAAGUUGUUCAACACCAAACUCACACAAACAUGCGGUCAAAAGCACAAUCAUUCAAUAAACUCUUCAAGGUCUUCUCAAUAUGAAAAACAAGGUGUUUUGUCAUUUUCCAAUGCCACAUGAUGAAAAAUGUGUUCUCCCAAAAAUUGUUCAACGGUAAUAGCGCCAGGUACUCCAACCCAACUGUGAUGUCAUGGAAGUAGAAGGUCAGGAGCACAUUUACAGAAGCGAGGUGGCACUGUUGUUCUACAUGUGCACGUUUUCUCCUGUGGACUCUUAUGUUCAGUGCAUGCUGCAUGAAACAAGCACACAUCUGUAAUACUUGAUUGCAUGGUAUAUUGGCGGUGUCGCCCUGUACUGUGUAUUCUUGUGAAAAAUAAAAUUUGUAUUUCUCUUUGACCAAAUCUUGUGUUGAUUUCUUUGAAUCAAUCGGAAACCAUGAGUCCGAACGAACCAAAAUCACAUACUGGGUUUCUCAAGUAUGCAUUUUCAGACAACUUUUAUUUACCAUCUAUAUUCUUACAGUUAUUGAAAAUUACAACAUCUAUCAUAAAUAUGCAAAAUUGUAACACACAACACAAACCUUGAACCUCCUAAAACCGCUGAAAUGCAAAAACUGCUUUUGGCACAGUUAUAAAUGUAACACACAAUAAAACAACAGGUUUCACACACACAGUGGUUAGCACGUUUCCCCUCACAGUUCUGAGAUCAAUCACGUGCUCCGGCCUUCCUGUCUGGAGUUUGCAUGUUCUCCCCGUGCCUGCGUGGGUUU